GCUAUGAUGAGAGGAUAGCCUGUGUGCCCAACGAUUUCGGAAGGGCUUUUAGAUUGACGUCCUAAACAGGAAGUGCGAGGAAUGGUCCGGGAGGAUACACGGAUCCAAAGCUCUCAGAGGGAUUUGCCCCUUCACUUAAUAUUCCUGUCUAUUGCCCUACGAAAAAAAAGAAAACAAGACUUGACGAACACAUAUCACCGGCUAUGUCGGAGACGUACGAUUUCCUGUUCAAGUUCCUUGUUAUAGGAAAUGCAGGAACUGGCAAAUCAUGUCUUCUACACCAGUUCAUAGAAAAAAGAUUCAAGGAGGACUCAAAUCACACAAUAGGUGUGGAGUUCGGCUCUAAAAUCAUCAGUGUGGUGAAUAAGUUUGUGAAGCUGCAAAUCUGGGACACCGCAGGACAGGAGAGAUUCAGGUCAGUGACUCGAAGCUACUACAGAGGGGCAGCAGGAGCAUUGCUAGUGUAUGACAUAACAAGUCGGGAAACCUACAACGCUCUUACAAACUGGCUAACGGAUGCAAGAAUGCUGGCCAGCCAAAACAUCGUCAUCAUCCUGUGUGGGAACAAGAAAGAUCUGGAUGCAGACCGAGAGGUGACUUUCUUGGAAGCGUCGCGCUUUGCUCAGGAGAAUGAGCUGAUGUUUCUGGAGACCAGUGCUCUGACGGGGGAGAACGUGGAAGAGGCCUUUGUGCAGUGUGCUCGGAAAAUCCUCAACAAGAUAGAAUCAGAGCUGGACCCAGAGCGGAUGGGAUCUGGGAUCCAGUACGGAGACGCAGCGCUGAGGCAGCUCCGAUCCCCCCGCAGGGCGCAGGCCCAAAGUGCACAGGAGUGUGGCUGUUAGUCGGCAUCCCCCCAGCACUGGCAACCAAGACAGGUUUGUGGAGACGUGGGGAGAAACGAACAGCUGUGGGGGAAACCAUCGUGAUAUUGGGGCUCGGCGAGGCGGAGUGGCUCUUUUCCUGAACCUUCCUUUUUGCUUGUGGACAGAUGGCUAGCAGCAGAGAGAACCCAUCAAACUCUGGCUCUCUCUUGAACGCCAAGAUCUGCGUCCUGGUCUCCGAGAGGGAGCGCCCUCGUGAUCCAAAAUAUCCGAGAGUUGAGAGAGGGAGAAAAAAAAAAAGAAAACCUCGGUCAUCCUAUCAUCUUUCCUGAAAGCACUCAUGCUUAAGCACUGGCCCGUCCAUGUUCCCCAGUUCCACACCGCGUAUGUAGACCCACUCUGAAGGAAGUCCCCCUGAAGCAUGUUUUAAGGAUCGACAUGGCCAUGCAUAUCAUCUUUAGCUUUAGCUUUCAUAUGAUAACCUGUCAAUAGUGGCAUAUCGCGUUUACGUCUCUAUGGCAUACUGUUCCUGUCAGUGCAAUGUUACAUACUCCCCAGAAUUGCAGACAAGACACUCACACAUAUUUAUGCGGUUAUCAUCGACUUUCAGUUUCUUAUGUUUGUGUGAGGACAGUCAAUGCUUCUGCGUUUUAUCAGUAACACUAAAAUGCAAAGCUGCUGUGUUUGUUUCUUUUCAGUUUAACAUGCAGUAUCAAAUGCUUGAAAGUGCAUUAGAAAGUGAGAGUGUCCUCCCUUGAAGAGAAUUCUAAAGAUUUUGUGUGUCCCUCAGCCUCUGAUUAUUCAUCUAGAUUAUUAAGUUGUGAAUCUUUGAACCCCUAAAUGUUCCAAAUGAAUGGACCAACUUCAGCCUUUCAUCCUUAGUCAAGUGUUGUGCAUCAUGACGAUAUCAAAUUUAAGCAUGUUAUUUUCUAAUUUAGAUCAAUCAUCUGUAGGCCCCCAUCAUUUUUACUUGAAAACGUCUCACUCUCAUGUCAUAUUUGUCCAUGAUCUACAAACAUAUGAAAUACCAAAUACACUGCUGUAUGUUGAAUGUGUAGCAAAAUAUUUGAAUUCCUUUCAAAUCAAAUAUUAAGAUUAGUGUGUGUAUUUGUUUCUCAUCUUCACUCACAGAAGGGAAUAACAAUGCUGCCGAACAGAAAGAUAUAUAUAUAUAUAUAUAUAUAUAGAUAUAUAUAUAUAUAUAGAUCUAUAUAUGUACCUCUACGCUGUUGUAAGAAUGAAAGACAUUAUCUAUCUCCGUAUCUAGAGGCAGGAGUCUUAAAAGCACGGUGGAGACUGAAGUGGGUUCGUUUUUGACAUCUUUAAUCAGCUAAGGUAAUCUGAGUGCAACAGUGUUAUCUUUAUUUUUCUAGGAAACUCAGUCCAGAUAGAGACAUGACUGAAUUUUAGGCAUUUGUACAAAUUGCAGGUUAAGUUAUUUUGCUGAAAGAAAUAAAAAUAGCACAAACUAAUUUUAACUCGAAGGAAAUUCCAAUCUUGAAAGGUUGCUAGGUCAAACUCGGAUCAAGGCUUAUUUUUGUAAAAGCAGUGCAGCAUUGUCACAACCGAACAAUCACGCCACACUCCUUCAAAUCAAGGUGAUGUCUGCACUGGCACGCCUUUGUUGAGCUCCACUCAGAUCUUUUGUACAUAAAGUGUCUGGUAGCUACAUGAUUUUUUUUUUCUUUGUUUUUAAAACUUUAAAACCUUUUGCUAGCUAAGGAAGUGGAGAAAAAUGCUUGACUACAGCAGAGUUGGACCACUGGUCAUGGGUUUGAGCGGUCAACCGCUUCCAGAUCUUCACCACUAGUCAUCCGGGCCAGUCAAGUUGUGAGUGACAGCGUGUACAUUCAACCCCUCCCCCCUUAAACUCCUUCGCCAGUAUGGGCUUUUCCUUUAUUUUAGCCUCAUUUUGGACUUUUGUUACAGUAUAGUAUGUACCCAUCUUCGUUGAAUAGCUCAGACUAAAGCAAAUUAUUGAAUACAACUUAAAUGCUAUUGUCCAGAGUUUUAUAUUAACCAUAGAAAUAAUUCUAUGUAUACCACGCUGUGGCCAUUCCGAAGUGCCAACUGACCAGUAGAUGUGCAUCCAAAGUAUUGCUCAGGUGUCUCAGACGUUCUAAUCAUCCUUUACUUUCUGUCAUGAUUCAUCAGAAUGAGGCUGCUUUUUAAGAGAUGGAAUAUGGAUGUGUACUUGCUCUGUUAUCUGUAGUUAAUACAAAAACUUCACCUUCUUUUACAGCUUACGCUACUUUUACUGCAAUGUUAACAGGUCUGAAGAAAGAAAAAGAUCCACACUACAUUAAAAGGCAAAAAUUCUUGUUUACAAAAAUCAGCAUUAUUUCCAUCAUGGUUUGUGUGGUAUAUGUCACAAAAAAUGACAGCCUGAUAAUGUGCAUACAGACAGACAUUUAUAUGUAUUUAUGUAGUGUAUGUAAUUUAUUUUAAUAUUGAAGCUUUUGAAAUUACUUCAUAUCAGACUUUGCUGCCUCUCACUGUAUAAACACUGAAAAAAGUCUUGUGUGUUAAUCCCUAAAGAAUAUUAAUUAUUCAUUUGACCGCAUGGUUACUUUAGAAUAGGUCAUGAUGAGUCUGUUGAGGCAUGGUUGAUGUUUUGAACAAAUUAAAAUUUGGUGUAAUUCUCCUA
Clupea harengus (Atlantic herring) is the source of this 3468-nucleotide messenger RNA. RefSeq names its product RAB4a, member RAS oncogene family (gene rab4a). Lineage: Eukaryota; Metazoa; Chordata; Actinopteri; Clupeiformes; Clupeidae. Gene Ontology annotation, molecular function: GTP binding; GTPase activity. The record is from RefSeq and is a predicted model, not a curated record. Gene Ontology annotation, biological process: Rab protein signal transduction.